This is a messenger RNA of Abrus precatorius (Indian licorice), 1274 nucleotides long. RefSeq names its product probable galacturonosyltransferase-like 1. Gene Ontology annotation, cellular component: Golgi apparatus. NCBI's taxonomy places the organism in Eukaryota, Viridiplantae, Streptophyta, Magnoliopsida, Fabales, Fabaceae. Gene Ontology annotation, molecular function: glycosyltransferase activity. The transcript has a single exon. The coding region runs from base 129 to 1223 and encodes 364 amino acids. The record is from RefSeq and is a predicted model, not a curated record.
ACCUCAAACUCCAAUUAUAAGCCACCACCCCACACAUCUCUCUUCUCUGUCACUUCAAACAGCAAAGUGAACAAAAAAAAAAAAAAAGAGAGAGAAAAAGAACCACGCGGCUUAGAGAAACACAAGCUAUGAAAUCCAAGCCAAGAAAACCAAAACUACCACUGCUCCUACCCUUUAUCAUUAUAUCACUCUUCUUACUUCCGACUCCAUCAUCCUCUUCCUCUUCGACCCCCAAUAAUGAGGCAAACGAAGCAACCACCGUCACCCAUCGAUUCAAAGAAGCCCCCGAAUUCUACAACUCCCCAGACUGCGCUUCCAUCACCGACAAUUCCGACAACGACAGCUACAUCUGUUCUGACGAAGCAGUACACGUGGCAAUGACCCUGGACACCACAUACAUCAGAGGAUCCAUGGCCGCAAUACUUUCGGUCCUCCAACACUCUUCUUGUCCGCAAAACAUAUUCUUCCACUUCCUCUGCUCCUCCAACGCGUCCCUCCUACGCGCCGCAAUCUCCACAUCAUUCCCUUACCUCAAAUUCCAUCUCUACAACUUCGAUGACUCCAUAGUCUCGGGCCUCAUCUCCACCUCCAUUCGCUCCGCACUCGAUUGCCCCCUCAACUACGCGCGCUCCUAUUUGCCCAACCUCUUACCACUCUGCGUCCGGCGCGUGGUCUAUUUGGACUCCGACCUCAUCCUAGUCGACGACAUUGCAAAACUCGCAGCUACCCCAUUGGGACAAAAAUCUGUGUUGGCAGCACCCGAAUACUGCAACGCCAAUUUCACUUCCUAUUUUACCCCUACCUUCUGGUCCAACCCAUCUCUUUCCCUCACUUUUGCAAACAGAAAGCCCUGUUAUUUCAACACGGGGGUGAUGGUGAUCGAUUUAGAACGGUGGCGAGAAGGGGAUUACACGAAGAAGAUUGAGGAGUGGAUGGAACUUCAGAAGAGGAUGAGAAUCUACGACCUGGGUUCUUUGCCGCCAUUUUUGCUUGUGUUUGCUGCGAACAUUGCUCCGGUGGAUCACAGGUGGAACCAGCACGGCCUCGGCGGUGAUAACUUUCGUGGGCUCUGCAGAGAUCUUCACCCUGGACCCGUUAGUCUCUUGCAUUGGAGUGGCAAAGGUAAACCGUGGGUUCGAUUGGACGCAAAUAGGCCUUGUCCUUUGGAUGCUCUUUGGGCACCCUAUGAUCUAUUGCAAACUCCCUUUUCUCUCGAUCCUUGAACAAACCUCACUUCGUAUACGUAUUUGGGAUUCAUAUAUACACACAUACAU